Rhipicephalus sanguineus (brown dog tick) is the source of this 593-nucleotide messenger RNA. RefSeq lists its product as uncharacterized. The coding region runs from base 60 to 491 and encodes 143 amino acids. The transcript is spliced from 2 exons. The record is from RefSeq and is a predicted model, not a curated record. Lineage: Eukaryota; Metazoa; Arthropoda; Arachnida; Ixodida; Ixodidae.
UCUCUUAUUUGCCUUUCUUCGUUUCAACGGCUCAGGACGAAUCGAACAAGCACGGCGACAUGUUAAUCGACGCCUACGCUCUAUCUACGUUGCGUGCGGCGAUACUGGAGUGGGCGCCUGCAUUUGCCAAUGCCUCGCGGCUGCUGCUGUGGGCGCGCGACGACGCUGCGUUUGAGGCCUCGAGUCUUCUGGACAGAAUGGAAAGCCUCGUCGAUGAGCCAGGCGAUGUCUUUGGUCGCGUAUCUGCGUUGGACAACCGCGACAUGGCAUUCAGUGAGAAUGCAAAAUUCAAUGGCCCGUCGUGGGACCAGCUGGAGCAGUGCGCCUACUUCAUUAAAAUGGCGGCCCUGCUUCGGCUCAGCAGUGUCUACGAGGAAGUCCCUCGUGCAGCGGGAGGAGGCGAUGAGUUCGAGCUUGUGUCGCCACCUCUCGCCACUCGUGCGAACCUCACUCUGGCGGCUAUCAACGAUCCCUCACCGUGCGCACGUUAGGCGGAAAGGACACGUCGACGUCGACCAUGAUGAGGAAGCGCAAAUAGUUCGUUGGACAAUCUUUCUUGGGGGCGUUUCUGAGUGAACAUAAAGUUGAGUAUU